AUGAUAUUCCUUCGUCGUCACCUUCACGAGGAUCUUAAAAAUGAGUAUCUUAUCGUAAUUGACUCACAUGUCUUGUGGAAAAAUUUGAAAGAUAGAUAUGAUCAUCAAAAAACGGUUAUCCUACCAAAAGCUCGAUAUGAAUGGAUGCAUUUACAUUUGCAGGAUUUUAAAAGUGUAAGUGAUUAUAAUUCUUCGAUGUUUAGAAUAACUUCUAAGUUAUUAUUAUGUGGAGAAAAAGUAACUGAUGAAGAUAUGCUAGAAAAAACAUUUUCCACUUUUCAUGCAUCCAAUGUGCUCCUGCAGCAGCAGUAUCGAGAAAAGGGGUUUAUUAAAUAUUUUGACCUAAUAUCUUGUCUUCUUGUGGCUGAGCAAAAUAAUGAAGUAUUGAUGAAAAAUCACGAGGCACGUCCCACUGGUACAACUCUAUUCCCAGAAGUCAAUAUGGCAAGGCACGACCACUAUAAGAAAAAUCCUGGUCGCGGUCGUGCAUACGCACAUGGUCGUGGUCGUAACUAUGCUCAUGGUCUUCGUUUUGAUCGUGGUCGCAAUGGGAAUCAUAAAAACACAUUUCCACCCGAAGUGGAAAAAUGUUGA
Messenger RNA from Vicia villosa (hairy vetch), 594 nucleotides. RefSeq lists its product as uncharacterized. The record is from RefSeq and is a predicted model, not a curated record. NCBI's taxonomy places the organism in Eukaryota, Viridiplantae, Streptophyta, Magnoliopsida, Fabales, Fabaceae. Bases 1 to 594 code for a protein of 197 amino acids. The transcript has a single exon.